UAGCUGCUGUGGUGGCAUUAAGGGACUCAUGUCCAUUGAAGAUGAUGCUGCCCCUACUCAAAGUGACUUCAUAGAAAACUGGGUGAAGAUAGGUGCAGCAGCGAGGAACAAGAUCAAGGAAGAACAUAAAGACUUGAGCUAUGAUGAUCAAUGCGACAAGUGUGAGAAGGAAGCUGUGAAUGUGUCGCUUGGAAACUUGCUUUCGUAUCCAUUCGUGAGAGCGGCAGUGGUGAAGAACACACUCGCAAUCAGAGGAGGUCACUACAAUUUCGUGAAAGGAACAUUUGAUCUCUGGGAGCUCGAUUUCAAGACCACUUGA
Molecule: messenger RNA, 319 nt
Organism: Camelina sativa (false flax)
Lineage: Eukaryota; Viridiplantae; Streptophyta; Magnoliopsida; Brassicales; Brassicaceae
Product: beta carbonic anhydrase 4-like
Molecular function (GO): zinc ion binding; carbonate dehydratase activity
Source: RefSeq, a predicted model, not a curated record